Fundulus heteroclitus (mummichog) is the source of this 1917-nucleotide messenger RNA. It is a transcript of the gene cdk21, whose product is annotated as cyclin-dependent kinase 21. Lineage: Eukaryota; Metazoa; Chordata; Actinopteri; Cyprinodontiformes; Fundulidae. Bases 152 to 1054 code for a protein of 300 amino acids. Gene Ontology annotation, molecular function: cyclin binding; ATP binding; cyclin-dependent protein serine/threonine kinase activity. Gene Ontology annotation, cellular component: nucleus; cytoplasm; cyclin-dependent protein kinase holoenzyme complex. The record is from RefSeq and is a predicted model, not a curated record. Gene Ontology annotation, biological process: regulation of gene expression; G1/S transition of mitotic cell cycle; signal transduction. The transcript has 8 exons.
UUCAAAGGGGUGUGGUUUAUUCUUUUCCUCAUAAUCUUUCCAUGUUGGCCAGAAUUAUGCAAAUACAUGUUUCCACCACUGGCGGGCGAUGGUGGCUUUAGCUGCGCGCAGGCGAGUUUAGAGGGAACUGUCGCACGAGUUAGAGUCAGAAAUGGACGUGUGCCCCGAAUCGUUGCGUUACGAGCUGUUAACGGAGGUGGGCGAAGGCUCCUUCGGGAGAGUGUACAAAGCCAGAGAGGUUGGGGGGAAACAGCGCCUCCUGGCGGUGAAGAAGUUCCACUUCAGCUGCGGUUCGGAAGAGGCCGGAAUCCCUCCCCCCAUGAUCCGAGAGGUGGCGCUGCUGCGCAAGGUGGGCUACUUCAACCAUCCAAACAUAGUCAAGCUCUUAGAUGCAUCUGCUGUAUAUGUGGGGUCGACCCUGGACCUCACUCUGGUGCUGGAAUACAUCGACCAGGACCUGUCCACUCUCCUGUCCAAGGCUCCUUCGAGUGGUCUGGGCCGGGACUUGAUAAAGGAUACGAUGCAGCAGCUGCUGCGAGGACUGGACUUCUUGCACACAAACCUCAUCCUGCAUCGGGACCUAAAGCCGGAGAACAUCCUGGUCAGCAACCGCGGAGAGAUCAAGAUUGCAGACUUUGGACUGGCACGGAUUGUCACCUUUAAUAUCGCUCUUACGCCCUGUGUCGUGACCUUGUGGUACCGAGCUCCAGAGGUGCUGCUGAACACUGUUUACAUGUCCUCAGUGGACAUGUGGAGCGCUGGCUGCAUCUUUGCUGAGCUUUUUCUCUUGAGGCCGUUGUUUAAAGGCUACACAGAAAUGCAGCAGCUGCAAAAGAUCUUUGAGGUGAUCGGGCUGCCCGAUGAGGAGGACUGGCCUCGAGAAACCCCGAUCUUGUACUCCGACCGCCUGGGGCCGAGGGUUUCCUGCACCAGGCUGCUGCCCAACCUGGACCAAGAUGAGAACGACCUGCUCUCUCGCUGUUUGAUAUUCAGCCCGAGCCGUCGCAUCUCCGCCGCCGAGGCCCUGACUCAUCCUUUUUUUGUGAAGCCCUGAAGACUCCUCCAGCAGGAUAAGGAGCCGAAGCUGCUGUGAUUCUACGAUCAGGAACAUCUAACGGAGAGACCCGCGAUGUGCCCGCGAAACCCACUGGCACCUUCGCCCCGGCCACCACGAGCGUUAAAGCUUUUAAAACCAAAAAUCGGCAGCGUCGUCAGAAACUGUGCUCGGGUCGGAGGCGAGGAGCUGCCUGAACCUUUCCAGCAAGCCAGCUUGAUUCACAGAUUGUGGAACUUCUGAUUCAAAAGCUUCAGGAAAGUAAGCUCUAUGUGUGAUACUUUUCUCAAACUCUUUAUAUAAGCAUAUAUAAAACCCUUUUAGAAGUUCAUGUAUCAGAAGGAACGGCAGGUUUUUCAGUCAGGUUGUGCCGUGUUCUCACUAAAUGUACAGCUUCUGUGUUAAGUUUCACUGUUGGACAUUUGGAGUUUUUUUGGUUUUAUGCUGCUAAGGAACAUAAUGGUCACCUUUUAAGUUGACGAGUUUCUGUUUCCUGGAGAUUUCUGUUGCACUUGUUAUUGAGAAGACUUGAAUGGUGUAAUGGAUGCACCUGUUUUUACUUUUUGUUUUGACAUUUUGUGCAAAGUAUUUUUUUUUCCUCUUUCUGAGUUAUGUUCAUUCAUGAAACAUUUCUAUUAAUAAGGGUUCUAUUCUGUCUGUUCUUUUAAAAGCAUCACAAUGAGUUAUACUUGUUUUUAAUUAGAUGUAAUUUCACUUGAAGGAAGAAGAGGGUGCUAUUGGAGAACGAGUGAAUUGAUUCCAGUUUUGCCUCAACCUCAUGUUUCUGUCCACAUUCACCGCUUCUCUAGAAAAUCUAGACAAAUUAUAAAUGCAUGUUUACUCAUUUCAAGAAACGGGAAAGA